AUGAAUUGGGAUGGUCUCGGAGAAGACGAUGAUGAUGACAGGUUCUUUGAAACCUACCAAAGAAUAUCAUCGGCUGUUCCCGUCGAUUUAGACUCCUCCGGUUCCGACGAUGAUGAUGGGUUUGAUGAUAGCCGGAUGUCGUUUGUCUCCGCCGUCUCCUCCAUCUCCAUCAAACCAAUCGGCAGCCUUGAUGCGGAGGAGAAACCGUCCAUUAUGGCCAGCUAUGAUGUGUGGAUGGAGGAACCCGGCGACAUUAAGGAGCGGAGGAAGCGUCUUUUGAAAGGCAUGGGGUUGGCAAGCAAUAAGGACCUUGUGAAACUCGCCAGCGCCAAGUUUGUCCGGGCCAUUUCAAGCAGCGGUGGCCGAGUUUCUACGUCGAAGGCUGAUUCUUCACCAUCGGAGGAAUUAAAACUAGACAAAUCUUCACCUAAAACGCCCAUUUUGCUCGUAAGGUCGAGAUCAGAUAGUGAUAUAGAAGCUUUUUCUGCAAGAACUAAACAACGUAAAGAAGAAAUAAUCGGUCCAGUAUCGAAACAGCGUUUAACUAGAACAUCAUCUGGGCAAUUGGCACCAGCUACAGGUUUAUAUCAAUACACAAAUUCUAUCAGAAUAUCACCAAAAAGAUCUAGAAACAGAUCUGCAAUGCCAAGAAGUGAUGCAUUACAAUCAGUAUUUUCCAAUGCUGGGUUGGGUUCCUUCUUCUUGAUUAAGAAUUUAGACACUGGAAAAGAAUUCAUUGUGAAAGAGGCCGAUGAAGAAGGAAUGUGGAAUAAACUCAGCGAGGUUCAAACGGGGAAACAACUUACAAUGGAGGAAUUCGAAAAGUCUGUCGGGUAUUCACCGGUAGUGAAGGAGUUAAUGCAACGCGCAAACGUCUCGGCACAUUUGGAUUACGGCCCGAAAAUCCAUGCGAAUUCGUAUUUUUCAAGAAGUUUCAGAAAUAGCAAGAGAAGGGGUGUUGCGUUUUUAAAAGGCGUAGCACAUUCAGUGAGUGGAUUAAUUGUAGACAAAGAAAGAGAGCAGCUUUCACCAGAGGCACAGAGAGCUAACAAAAAUUCAUCUCAAUGGGUGAAAGCGCGCCAACAUGGGAAAUCCUAUAAGGAAUUCACAGCAUUGCAUUUGUCACAAGAAAUUCAAGCUCAUGAAGGAUCAAUAUGGACUAUUAAAUUUAGUUUGGAUUCGCAUUUUCUUGCAAGCGCUGGUGAAGAUAGGAUAAUUCGUGUGUGGGAAGUGCAGGAAUGUGAGGUUAGAUCACCUGAUGAUUUGAAUUCAGUUGGUGGCAUGCCUUAUCAUCCUAUGGUUGGUUCAUUUUCAGAUCGACCUCCGCUUGCAGAGAUUACGCCGAUGCCUUCAGAGAAGAGAAAAAAGGGAAGAAUCCACAAAAAAAAGGGCAACUCAAUUCCUGAUUAUGUAACCAUGCCAGAAACUGUAUUUGCACUUUCAGAAAAACCAAUAUGCAUUCUGAAUGGUCAUCAAGACGAUAUCUUGGAUCUUUCGUGGUCAAGAUCUCAGUUGUUACUUUCAUCUUCAAUGGACAAGACAGUGAGGCUGUGGGAUUUGGAGACUAGAAGCUGUUUGAAGAUGUUUGCACACAAUGACUACGUAACUUGCAUACAGUUCAAUCCAAUAGACGACGAUUACUUCAUCAGUGGUUCACUUGAUGGAAAAGUUCGAGUAUGGAGCAUACCAGAUAGGCAGGUUGUCGACUGGACUGAUCUUCAUGAAAUGGUUACUGCAGCUUGCUACACUGCUGAUGGCAAGGGUGCUAUGAUUGGUUCACAUAAAGGGAGCUGUAGAUUGUACAGUAUUAAUGGUAUAAAUAGCUAUCCAAUUCCAUUGUCUCAGUUCAUAUUGUCAAUAUCUGUGUUAAUCAUCAACAUGUAUUUAGAUUGUAAAUUGGAGAAAAAGGAUCAGUAUGUUGUUCAGUCCAAGAAAAAACCACAAUCCAAAAAAAUCACGGGUUUUCAGUUUUCCCCUUGGAACCCAUCUGAAGUCCUCGUUACAUCUGCUGAUUCACGGAUUCGCAUCUUCAAUGGAUCACAGCUAAUCCAAAAAUUUAGAGGAUAUCGGAACACCAGCAGCCAAAUUUCAGCUUCGUUCAGUUCAGAUGGUAAAUAUGUCAUAAGUGCAAGUGAGGAUUCUCAUGUUUAUAUCUGGAAGCUCGAAGAAUCCAGAGGGAAGGGCAGAAGUAAGAUAACGGUCCUAGCUCACGAGCAUUUCCAUUGCAAAGAAGUUUCAGUUGCAAUUCCAUGGAAUGGCUGUACGAAAAUUGAGCCACCAUUUGUAGAAGUACACUCCAAAAGGCAUCAUUCAAAACGCUUCACCGGUCCACUACCAUAUUCCAUUAGCCGAGAAGACAAUAUGGUCAGUGCUAGUAGUCGGAGGCAUUUGCCUCCUCUCCCGAAGAAAAACACUGAACUGGAGAGAAUUACGAGCCACGCAGACGAAGAUUUUGGGCAAUCAGCUCGUAUAGACUCAGGAAUCGGAACAAGUUCAUCAUUUGGUUCAUCAUUAAGAUACGGUGAAUCACCUUCCAUUUCAGCUUCUGGGAACUCUCCGAUAUCUCAUUCUUUUUCAUCGUCCUCCUCCUCGUCCUAUUCAUUGUUUGAUGGUGGAAACAAUAGCCAUGGAGCUCACACUGUACAAGCAACGGCAUGGGGAAUGGUAAUUGUGACAGCAGGUUUAGGAGGUGAAAUUAGGGUUUAUCAAAAUUUUGGGCUGCCUCUAAAAGUCAGUCGCCAAACCAAUCUCCUCAGAGACCUUACAUAG
Molecule: messenger RNA, 2769 nt
Organism: Fraxinus pennsylvanica
Lineage: Eukaryota; Viridiplantae; Streptophyta; Magnoliopsida; Lamiales; Oleaceae
Source: the annotation of a GenBank genome assembly